Messenger RNA from Marasmius oreades (fairy-ring Marasmius), 1398 nucleotides. RefSeq lists its product as uncharacterized. Gene Ontology annotation, molecular function: aldehyde dehydrogenase (NAD+) activity. The transcript is spliced from 11 exons. NCBI's taxonomy places the organism in Eukaryota, Fungi, Basidiomycota, Agaricomycetes, Agaricales, Marasmiaceae. The coding region runs from base 1 to 1398 and encodes 465 amino acids. The record is from RefSeq and is a predicted model, not a curated record.
AUGUUCAUGAUGCCCUUAACAGCUACAGGAAAGAAGAUUGUCACCGUCCCUGCGGGCACUGCGAAGGACGUGGAUAUUGCAGUCGAUGCCGCGAGAAAAGCAUUUAGAGAGUCUUGGGGCUUGAAAGUCCCUGGAUCAGAGCGCGGAAAGUUACUCAACAAACUCGCAGAUCUCAUAGAAGCGAACGUCGACGAAUUCGCAGCUCUUGAAACUCUCAACGUCGGUAAACCUUUUUCCAUGUCGAAAAAUAUGGACGUUGGUUUCUCGGUUAUCGCUUUGAGAUACUUUGCUAGCCAGGCGGAUAAAGUUAAAGGAGAGACAAUUGAGUCGUCUGAACAGAAGUUUACUUACACCAGGCGCGAACCUUAUGGUGUAGUGGGAGGAAUUACUCCGUGGAAUGGUCCUCUGCUCAUGCUCAUUUGCAAAAUUGGACCAGCUGUCGCUGCGGGAAACGUUGUUGUUUUGAAGCCUUCCGAAUUCACACCUUUAACGUCUCUCAAAGCUGCCGGAUUGAUUAACGAAGCGGGAUUCCCCCCGGGAGUUAUCAAUAUUGUCAACGGAUUGGGUUCAACUGUCGGCCAUGCGCUUUCCUAUCACCCCGAUAUUUGGAGGAUCUCUUUCACUGGCAGUACUCUAACUGGGCGCAAAAUUCAAGAGGCUUCAGCCAAAUCAAACCUCAAAGUUGUCACACUCGAGCUCGGUGGAAAGUCUCCCAACAUCAUUUUCGACGACUGCGAUGUUGCGCAGACCGCAAAAUGGGCUGCCAGGGGUGUAUACUUCAACAUGGGCCAAGCAUGCAUUGCUGGCUCACGUAUAUUCGUCCAAGAAGGUAUUUACGACAAAUUCCUUGCUGCUUUCCAAGAAGAGACCAAGGCGUGGAGUCAACAUACCGGAGAUCCCUUUGAUUUAAACACCCAACACGGUCCGCAAGUCUCUCAGAUUCAAUUUGAUCGGGUGAUGGGAUACAUCGAUUCUGCAAAGAAGGAUGGAGCAACGAUCCUUACUGGAGGUAAACGACAUGGAAACGAAGGGUACUUUAUCCAGCCCACGAUUAUUACGGACACGAGGCCGGAUAUGAAGAUUAUCAAGGAAGAGAUUUUCGGGCCAGUUGCGUCGAUCAUCAAGUUCAAGACUGAAGAAGAGGUGAUUGAGAUGGCAAACAAUACGACAUACGGAUUGGCGUGUGGACUGUUUACGCAAAAUGGAGCGCGGGCGACGAGAGUGGCGCAUGCGUUAGAGGCUGGAACAGCUUGGGUGAACUGCUAUACCAUGUUCGACCUGAAUGCACCAUUUGGUGGGUAUAAACAGUCUGGCAUCGGAAGAGAGUUUGGAUCUGAGGGUAUCUACGAGUACACGCAGCUUAAGUCGGUUCAUGUCAAUCUUGGUAUUCAGAUUUGA